AUGCAAUUGGCUUGUGGCAGCAGUGCGGCGAAUCCGACGAAGUACAUCCUAUUGGGACAGGAAGUGGGCCGCAAAUGUCUGAGCAAACUCUUGGGUGUGGGAUCUCAUCGUCUACAAAAGGUAGAGUCUGCAAUCCCCGACCUCCGGCAUGGCAAGCGUGCGUAUCGCAGCCAUCUGGAAUCUUACUCGGUUGAUGCGUUUUUGCAAAAUGCCUAUGAUGCUAUUGCAGAGACCUUGCCACACCAGUAUGUCCGUCGUGGUCGAGCUAGACCGAGAAGACCGGGCCGGUCAGACGACACAGAGGAUGAGCUAAGCGAUGCCGACCAAGAAAUCGCCUCUGACAUCGAGAACACAGAAGAGCUUGCCGAAUGGAUCGACAAGCCAGAUGCGCCGAUCUUGGCGGCCAGCAGCAGGAAGAUUCGCAAGUAUCUUCCUCCGGGGAAUCUUGCAGAGUUGUUCCAGCACUAUCGUGCAGCACAGACUUUGCUUGGACGGCCCGGGGUGGGGUACAAGACUUUCUGUCACAUCUACUCCGCGAGAUGGAAACCGAUCCUUGCUUUCCGUGACAAGUCGUUCACGCAAUGUGCUGUGUGCUAUGCAUAUCAGCAGACACUGAAGGACAAGACUGCUGAUAUGAGCACCAAGUUGGCUGCAGUGUCUGGUUUGCGAAGUCAUCUUCACGAUCAAUAUUGCGACCGAGCGGUCGCAUGGCAACUUCAAGAGUCUGCCAUGGACCCUUUGAGUGGACUCAUGGUGGUAUGCACCGAUGGAUGCGACCAGAGCAAGUUCAUGAUGCCCCGUGACCCAGAGUUUCGCAUCUCUGCUGCUUUGAGCGGUGAGAUGAGACCGCGACUGAAGGUGCACGGUCUUUGGGUGUUUGGGCUGAGCUUGCAAGUCUAUGUCAUGGACGAGCCUACCAAACAUGAUAGUGCUUGUGUGGUGGAGUGUUUGGCUCUGAGUCUCGAACGAGAUCCUCGUCUGCAAGUCAGAUGCAUUCUCUCUCUGGGCUGUUCCAAUCCUGUUGUGGCAGAUAACACCGUCCGGGAGGCCAAGAACCAGUAUGUGUUACUGUACUUGGCCGCUCUCGUGGCCCAGUAUCGGAUGCGCUUCUCCUGUUUGGCAAACUUUCGCAAGAGUCACACCCAUUGCCGUAUAGAUCAACUCUGGGGAUGUCUAGCCAGACGAAUCGCCAACGAGAGCAAGUUGCUGAAUCCAGAUGACGUGUGCCACGUCUUGCUGUCAGAGCUACAGAAGGCAAGCAUGCGUGCUUGGCUCGGGCCCAACACAGAAGUGCUCGUCGAGCGACUUGUGUGUGUGAGAGAUUGGAGGAAUCACCUCCCCACCAUCGGUGUAGGCCUUGAAGGUGGGCUCUUGAAGGACUCCUCUUCCAACCACAUGUUUUUCUUCAUGCUGCGUCGAGGCUUGGAUGCAGCACUUUCAAUUAGCACUUUACAUGUUCCUGCAGACUGCUCUUGCUGCUUGGAGUCGUCUCUGUGUGUUUGUGCUUGGACAGAUCUUCCUUCUGCUCUGAUGACCUCUGUGACAGAGGGGUCUUUUCGUGGCCCUCGUGAUCCUUUGGAUGUCGUUGUCCUCUUGAAGAAGCACAUCUGCGAUCCCAUGCUUUCGCAGUCACCUCUGCUGGUUUUACCUCGGACAAAGGCCGACGGAUGGGAAAGUCUUCCUUCGACUAAGCGGGUGAACAAUCACUCAGCGAAGAAUCAGAAAGAGUGGCAAGAGCUGGCCCAGAAAGUCCUGAGCCAUUACAAUGAGCCUUAUCGCAGAGCUGUUGAUUACUUGGAGAAGCUGGCCAGAAACCAGUUCUGGCAUGAAGCCGUUCUUCGCGACAUGCCGUGGCACAUUCGGCCACCGGCACCUCCGGUUCGUGCACAAGCAGGAAGGUUCCUGCACGAAGCUGUCGAAGCAGCUUUGGCCCCGGCACUUCCGCUGAAGGCCAUUUUCAGCAGACGAUGA
Symbiodinium sp. CCMP2592 is the source of this 1971-nucleotide messenger RNA. NCBI's taxonomy places the organism in Eukaryota, Dinophyceae, Suessiales, Symbiodiniaceae. The record is from the annotation of a GenBank genome assembly.